Molecule: messenger RNA, 1675 nt
Organism: Helianthus annuus (common sunflower)
Lineage: Eukaryota; Viridiplantae; Streptophyta; Magnoliopsida; Asterales; Asteraceae
Product: cytochrome P450 CYP82D47
Exons: 2
Coding region: 1-1596 (531 amino acids)
Biological process (GO): defense response to other organism
Molecular function (GO): monooxygenase activity; heme binding; oxidoreductase activity, acting on paired donors, with incorporation or reduction of molecular oxygen
Source: RefSeq, a predicted model, not a curated record
AUGGAGUUUCAUCUCUCAUUUUCAACAACUAUAACAUCCUUUUUAUUUGUUUUUUCAGUAGCUUUCCUGCUGCAGAUCUUGAGGAGAAAGAAGUUAAACAUAGUGAACAACCAACAUGCACCUCAAGCAAAGGGUUCAUGGCCAAUAAUGGGACACCUGCACCUUCUAGGCGGAUCGCGACCCGCUCAUCAUGUUUUAGGUGAUAUGGCAGACAAAUAUGGUCCUAUUUUCACCAUCAAGCUUGGUGUUCAUCAAGCUUUGAUUGUGAGUAGUGGGGAGAUAGCUAAAGAGUGCUUUACCACAAACGAUAAGGUGUUUGCAAGCCGACCGAAAUCAAAGGCAGCAGAGAUCAUGACGUAUAACUACGCCUCGUUUGGGCUUGCUCCGUAUGGGGAUUACUGGCGACAAGUUCGCAAGAUCAUUACGCUCGAGGUUCUCUCUCAAAAAAGAGUUGAGAUGCUCGCGCAUGAUCGAGUUUCAGAAGUUAGAGAAUCCACAAGAGAUAUAUACGAGGCGUGGAUAGCGAACAAAGAGAGUGAAGAUUCGGAUAUGGUAAAGGUGGACAUGCAACAAUGGUUUGGGAACUUGAUAUUUAAUGUCUUGGUUAGGAUUAUUUCAGGGAAGAGGUUUCGGGUCAAUGAUGAAGAAGGCGAGCGGUUUCGGAAAGUGAUGAAGAAGUUCUUUGAGUUAUUAGGCGCUUUUGUGGUGUCGGAUUUUGUUCCUUUUAUGAAUCGUUUUGACGUUGGAGGAUAUGAGAAAGAAAUGAAGAUGGCGGGUAAAGAAAUGGACAACAUCCUUCAAGGAUGGUUGAACGAGCGAAAGAGAGCGACGGACUCUAGGCAGCAGCGACAAGAAGGCGAAAAACUCUUCAUGGAUGUGCUGCUUUCUGUUCUCCAAGAUGCUUCUCAAGAGGAUUUCCAGGGUAAAGAUCAUGACACAGUGAUCAAAGCUACAUGUCUGGCAUUAAUAACUGCUGGGUCGGACACAACAUCUGUAACAUUAAUUUGGGCUUUAUCUUUGCUACUCAAUAACCCAAAGGCAUUAAAAACUGCCCAAGAUGAAAUUGAUGAACAUGUUGGAAGAGACAGAUUAGUAGAGGAGUCAGACAUAAAGAACUUGGUUUACCUCGAUGCUAUUAUCAAAGAAACGUUGCGUUUAUACCCAGCUGGACCUCUCGACGUACCUCACGAGUCCAUGGAAGAUUGCGUUGUGGGUGGCUACAACAUCCCGAAAGGCACACGUUUGUUGGUAAAUCUUUCGAAAAUACAUCGUGAUCCAAAUAUAUGGACAAAUCCAAAUGAGUUUAAGCCAGAAAGAUUUUUGACGAGUCAAAAGGAUGUUGAUCCUAAAGGAAAGAAUUUUAAACUACUUCCGUUCGGCAGUGGUAGAAGAAUAUGCCCUGGUAUUAUCUUUUCCUUACAUGUUAUGCCUUUAGCAUUAGCCAGUGUGAUUCAACAGUUUGUGAUGAACAAACCAUCAAAUGAACCGAUUGAUAUGAGUGAAGGCUCGGCACUGACUGCCUUCAAAGCUAAGCCACUGGAGGUUCUUCUUGCUCCUCGUUUAUCCGACAAAAUGUAUCAUGCUGCUGGCAUGUGAUUGAUCAUAUAUAUCAGGCAUCAAAAAAAAAAAAUAAUAAUAUGUAAGACUUCAGUUGUAAACAUCUCUAUCAGUAUAG